Molecule: messenger RNA, 729 nt
Organism: Paramecium sonneborni
Lineage: Eukaryota; Ciliophora; Oligohymenophorea; Peniculida; Parameciidae
Source: the annotation of a GenBank genome assembly
AUGAAAAACAUUGUUAAUUUUUUAAUUAAAAUAUUAUAUAAAUCUGAUGAAUUCUGCUAAAUUUUUAAUUAAAUAAAAUACAUUAAUUUCCUAUAAGGAAAAAAAGAGAAAAUUUAGAGUUUAAAAAGGUUUAUUACUAUAGAAAAUAAAUCAAUAAAUUAACAAAAGCAAAAAAACUAAAACAUUAUGGGUAUACCACUAUCAACUAUAUUUGAAUCAUGGUUCUCAAAGAAAGAAAUGAGAAUAUUAAUGGUUGGUUUAGAUGCAGCAGGCAAAACCACUAUAUUAUACAAAUUAAAGUUAGGUGAAGUAGUUAGUUCAGUUCCAACUAUUGGAUUUAAUGUGGAAAAAGUUGAAUAUAAAAAUAUCAGCUUCACUGUUUGGGAUAUUGGAGGUUAAGAUAAAUUAAGAUUAUUAUGGAGACAUUACUUUACUGGAUCGCAAGGCAUUAUUUUUGUUAUUGAUUCGUCUGAUAAAGAAAGAAUUAAUGUAGCUAAAGAAGAAUUAGGAAGAUUAAUGAGUGAUGAUGAAUUAAGAGAUGCUUCACUUUUAAUUUUAGCAAAUAAAUUUGAUAUAUCCUAAGUUACUGUUGAUGAAUUAAUAUCUAAAUUAGAGUUAUAAAGUUUAAGAAGAGAAUGGUAUGUUUAGACUACUUGUGCAAUUACUGGUGAUGGACUUUAUUAAGGAUUAGAUUGGUUAUCAAAAUAAUUUAAAAAAAGAAAAAACUGA